Molecule: messenger RNA, 890 nt
Organism: Glycine soja
Lineage: Eukaryota; Viridiplantae; Streptophyta; Magnoliopsida; Fabales; Fabaceae
Exons: 4
Coding region: 201-575 (124 amino acids)
Source: RefSeq, a predicted model, not a curated record
UCUUUUAACGUGAGUUUAUUAAAAAACAAAUCUACCAAACAGGCCCGUAAAUGUCAUAUACAAUUUCGACCCUCUUCUUUUGUGCUUCGCCAUCGCAAAGUUUGUGGUUUUAGUUUCUGAAUCAAUUUCGAAGUCAUCCAACCAGUCUCUGUUCUCGACAAGACUUCCCCAAAGCUUAAAUUAUCUGGUGAAGUUCAUGGAUGAUUUUGUAUCUAACAUGCCAGCACGGACAAAGUGUUCAAAGGCCCAAUCAAAGCAUCAGGACACAAGCCACUGGAUUCUUGGAGAGCAUGGACACUCAGAAAAGUCAACCUGAGAAGCAGUCUUCAUCCACUGCAACUGCCCCAUCUGUUACUUCAUGUCGAAAGAAGAAGAAUGAAGAAGCUGCUUUCUUGGACGAUUUGAAGGACCACAUUGAUGAGUUUAUUAAUGCUUCUAUGGAUGAACACAAAACUUGUUUUAAGAAAACAAUUCAGAAGAUGUUUGGUAUGUCCAAGGCUGUUGCAGAAGGUCAGUCCAAUGCUUCCAAAGAAGUUGAAAGUUCUCUGCCUCUUCAGACAACUGUACAAGACUAGAUUUCUUGCUUUUGAACCACUAGGUUUUAACCGAGGCGUGUGGUUAUACCACCCAGAUAUUUAGUUAUAUUAGGCUAUUUGAAACUAAAUUUUGUUUGUGAAAACUACAUUCAUGGGUUGUUUUUUGUUUUUACUAGUAUGGUUUCUAUGCUUAAGUAUUGUUGAAUUAUGGUAGCUGAUCCAAUUUCUAAAGUGAGUCCCAACCAUCAACUCCUGUACCCUUUUCCAUUCCACUGAUGUAGGAUGUUGACGCAUCACGAUGUAGGAUGUUGACAUUGCACCAAAACUUGGAAGACAUAUUUUCGUUGAAGUCAA